Messenger RNA from Symphalangus syndactylus (siamang), 6692 nucleotides. It is a transcript of the gene MFAP3L, whose product is annotated as microfibril associated protein 3 like. Lineage: Eukaryota; Metazoa; Chordata; Mammalia; Primates; Hylobatidae. The record is from RefSeq and is a predicted model, not a curated record.
ACAGUGGGACCCAGGCUUUGGGUAGCUGGCUCCAUGCUCUAGCAAAGCCUCACUUGGCAGUGGGGAGGUCCCAAGAAGAGAAGCCAGAUACCCACAUAAAGCAAGCCUGCUUAGCCUUCCAGUGUCCUUCAGAUCUUACCAAAUGAAAGCCAGCUUGCUCCACCUACUGUCAAGCUAGCAUCUUAUUCUCCCCAUUCUUGUCUCUUAAACAACUACUCAAAAAAAGAGAAGCCAUGAAAGUCACCAGCCUAGAAAAUUACAAUCAACUUCAUGAGCUUCAUUUGGAUUCCUCAUCAUGCAAUAGCAAAGUCACAGUUAUUCCUACUGAGAUCACAAUGACGCUGCCAGAGCCUCCCCUGAGCUUGAGAGCCCCCCUCUUCUAAGCAGCAUUUGGAGAUAAAGCUGACUGCCCAGCGGAGAGAUCGGAGAGAUGGUUGAGAUCACCUGGAGAGUGUGCUCAGCCUAACAGGGCCCCUUUCCUUCGAAGCUGAGAGAAAAGCAAAGUGGAAACCACUGAAUCCCUAUGUUCAGCUUUCUUCUGGUUCUUGCUCAAGUACCAACUCUAUGGACCCAGGACAGGUUUGUCCCAUGACCUGCUGUGAACAGUGUGUUGUCUGAUAGAAGAUUCGGUUGGCAAACCAUCUCUCUAUUGCCUUACAGAGCAAGCAAAGAAGAUGGAUCGAUUGAAGAGCCAUCUGACUGUGUGCUUUCUACCUUCUGUGCCCUUUUUAAUCCUAGUAUCCACUCUAGCCACCGCUAAGAGUGUGACUAACAGCACUUUAAAUGGCACUAACGUGGUCUUGGGCUCUGUGCCCGUAAUCAUUGCCAGAACUGACCAUAUCAUAGUCAAGGAAGGGAACAGUGCCUUGAUUAAUUGUAGUGUUUAUGGCAUCCCUGACCCACAGUUCAAGUGGUAUAAUUCCAUUGGCAAGCUGCUGAAAGAAGAAGAGGAUGAGAAGGAGAGAGGAGGAGGAAAAUGGCAAAUGCACGACAGUGGCCUCCUGAACAUCACCAAGGUAUCCUUCUCAGACCGAGGUAAAUACACAUGCGUGGCUUCUAACAUCUACGGCACCGUGAACAACACGGUGACCUUGCGCGUCAUCUUCACCUCUGGAGACAUGGGUGUCUACUACAUGGUUGUGUGCCUGGUGGCCUUCACCAUCGUCAUGGUCCUCAAUAUCACCCGCCUGUGCAUGAUGAGCAGCCACCUCAAGAAGACCGAGAAGGCCAUCAAUGAGUUCUUUAGGACCGAAGGUGCAGAGAAGCUGCAGAAGGCAUUCGAGAUCGCCAAGCGCAUCCCCAUCAUCACCUCCGCCAAAACUCUAGAGCUUGCCAAAGUCACCCAGUUCAAAACCAUGGAGUUCGCCCGCUACAUCGAAGAGCUUGCCAGGAGCGUGCCUCUGCCACCUCUCAUUAUGAACUGCAGGACUAUCAUGGAGGAGAUUAUGGAGGUGGUUGGGCUGGAGGAGCAGGGGCAGAAUUUUGUGAGGCAUACUCCAGAGGGUCAGGAGGCCGCACACAGGGAUGAGGUCUACACAAUCCCCAACUCUCUGAAGCGGAGCGACUCCCCCGCCGCUGACUCGGACGCCUCAUCGCUGCACGAGCAACCUCAGCAAAUCGCCAUCAAGGUGUCAGUUCACCCGCAGUCCAAAAAAGAGCAUGCAGAUGACCAAGAGGGUGGACAGUUUGAAGUCAAAGAUGUAGAGGAGACAGAACUGUCUGCUGAACAUUCCCCCGAAACUGCAGAGCCUUCUACCGAUGUCACGUCCACCGAGCUAACAUCUGAAGAGCCAACACCUGUUGAGGUACCAGAUAAGGUACUGACGCCAGCUUACCUGGAAGCCACAGAGCCAGCAAUGACACAUGACAAAAACACCUGCGUUAUUUACGAAAGCCAUGUCUAAUACCAACCCCAAAAAGCUAUGCAUAUCAAGAAAAUCAGGGGCUGCUCCUUGUAAUACAGAUGUAGUACGCACUUGCCGCUAAGCCUUACCAGGAGACUCUCAUCCCUUAGGUAGGAGUGAUGCCACUUUAAAAGGAGAAACACCUGCCUGCAGUGAAUGGGACUGGAAUUUCCCCAGUAGAAAAGGAUGCGAGAAACAUCAGGGUGCAGAAUUGAUACCAGACAUAAGGUGUCUAUGUGAUAAUGAGUUUUAGAGGCUGAUCUCUGCCAAAUACCUUAAUUCGUGAUGCCUUCUUGGCAAAGAGUACACCACUGUAAGAUAUUCUGAGUUCAAGAACCCUGUCCAAUGCACCCUGCAUUGCUUUUCCUUUUAAAAAGUAUAGGUCUGCUACAAUAGCAAAUGCACGUACGUGGGUUUUUUGCACUUUCUUCUCAGUUUUAAUUUUGCUGUUCCUUUAUAAUGGGGUCAUUGUUAUUAAUACUAAUUGUUCUUUUUGAUUUAGUCCCCAUUGCCAUUUUUGUCCUUACUUUUCCCUAGAACACGUACCUCAGAGACUUUGGUAUCAGUCACCAGUACCAGGGCUGAUAUCUACAAGUCACAUUACAUUUGUCAUGUUCCAAAGUAGUUACGAGGCUUGUUAUUUUUUUUUUUUUCAUUCCCCAGGCCUAUUUUCAUAGAUUGCUUUUUUUGUUUGUUUCCAAUGAAGCUGCUGUUAAACAAAACUGAGAAAAACUUUGCCCCGGAAUAGCACUUUAAUAGUCAAAAAUGUGUUUACCUGUCUGAUUCAAUGAGCCUUUUGGUGAGCUCAGCUGAGAUGUAGAGGGAGAUUGUAAAAGGUUAAAUAUACCCACACCACCCAUGAAAGUCACUGUUUAAGUUACAUCAUCCUCCAAAUAAAGACUGAUUCUUUACCUGGAAAAUGUAUUGCUUCCAAAGUCAUCGGAUUCAGUGGAUUCCUGUAGGUUAUAGAACAUUGGCUUCCAAACAGGCUUGCAGGGACCAUAUGCUGUUGGAUGACAUAUAACCAGGUCCACUUUUGUGAACUGCAUAGCUGACUGGUUGUCCUUAAAGGGGAGAGCGAAAGGUUAGGGUAAUAGCAAAGGGAACUGUGCCAUCAAAUGUUAUGCCAAAACUGUUGAAUAAUUAUUCAGUCCUGCAAGAAAGUGGUUAUAUGUGAGGUGCAUGAUGUUAUGGAAAGAAGACAAAAUUAGUCAUCCAAAGGCUUAAUACCCACUGUGCCAAUAACCAGCUGCCUGGCUUUGGACAAGUCUGGGCCUCAGGUCCCUUAUCUGUAGAAGGGGCAGAUGACAUGAGCUCUGAGCACCGUUGAAAUGGUGUCACUGUCUCACAGAACCAAACCAAUAUUCACAUCCUUGCUCCUUUUCGCAAUCACUUUAAGGAUUUUUGCUUUCAUCUCUCGGUCCACCUAACAUUUUCAUGCUGCAUUACUUAAAUAAGAAUGUUGGUUUUGAGAAAUCAUAGCAUUUUAAACAAAUUGUGGAUCUUCUCCUUCCAAAAAAACCAUUAGGACCACAUCUGGAAUUAAGAUUUAAUAUUAGUGAGAAUGAGUGGUUUUAUUUAAUUUUCCCUUAUAAGCAAAGGAGACAGUAACCUUAAUAAACUCAUAGGGGCCUUGGCCACAUCAGGUAAUGGGGUUAUGAUGUCCAAGAUUGCAUGGAUCACAUUGGUGGUGAGAGCAGACCCAGAUGUUUAGUCCUCACUCUGUCACCAUCUGAGGAGGUGACCUUGGACAACUCCCUUCCUCUCUCUGGGAUUUAAUCUUUUUCAUCUGUAAAAUAUGCAGGUAGUACUCGAGGGUCUACAGGAUCCCUUCUAGUUGAAACAUUUAUAGUUCACAGAAAGUUUGCAGUCUUCCAGGAUAACCAGCCCCCGUUGCAUGAGACAAGCAAAAAAUGGGUCCAUGAAGUUGGAUGCUUUUGCCAUCCAAACUUUACAACAAACAUUAUCUGGCUCUGUAAUUGAGAGCAGUGGGCUUGGUUUUAAACCUAGCGUUGAUUUGUUUAUUUAUAGAUAACUGUUGUGGAAGGUGAUAGGACUAGUCAUGGAGUUUGAUCAGACAUCUCUUGAGAGGGACUGAACUGUUGACUUCUGGUUAGAAGUGCUUUGGGCAGUCACAUAAAGAAAUGAGCAGUGAGAAAUCAGGAGAAAUUAUGACUCCUGUUGGGCUUUCUGGACUAGCAUUGUAUGUUUUUGGGUUGCAGAAAAGUUUUUACACCACGUCUUAGAAUAUAAAAAUUUUCCAGUUGUCAUGGAGGUCCACAAAUUCUUUACCAUGGGUUUAUAUGCCCAAAGCCACAACAGAGGACUUAAGUUCAUUUUGUAAUACUGUAUGAAUGUUGCCCCAUUCUAUUCAGUUGUCAUUCCACCCAAACCCAUGUGUAGGUUUCCACAUGGAAAGGAGAAGGCAUCCAUUCCACCUAGACAUUGAAUAGAGAUGAUAAACUAAAAGUGGGCAGAUUUUCAGUGGAGCGAGAGCAGAAAUAUGCGGCCAAAGAAUGUUUCCUGAUUGGUUUUGCUGCUUUAGACUGCAGUGGGGAGACCUUAUGUAGAUUUUCAAAACUUUCUCCCUCUUUAAGGCAUCAUAAUGCUCUCGGUUUUGAUAAUAGCUGACAUAAAGGGAGGUUGACUUAAAAAUGGGAAUUUCUCCUUCCAAAAAUGCUACACUCUUCCUAUCCAUCCUACAGCUUCUUUAUGAAAUAAGAGAGGCCCUCCUGCUAGAAUAUGAGAUGCAGAAGACCUCAUGACUUUCAGCUGAUUUUUCAAAGAUAAAGUGAACUGUUCAGCUUCAUAGAAAUUCAUGCGAGUGUGACUGAACUUGUGUGUGUACACAUUCGUGCACAUUGGACUCAUUUGGGCAGUUUUAAAAGCUUCACACUAAAUCCAAAGCCUCAUCUUUUGGGUCAUAUGUAGUCAUUUGUAAAAUCAAUUUCUGGCUUCUGAGUCAUCCUGGUCAUAUCUCUAGCAAUGUUUUUCUUGAAAUUCUGAAAAUGAUUCACAUGUGUGUGUAUAUUUAAUUCACUUAGAUGAUCUGUAAACUUGGAUGGUAUUUAUUCUAAAUGGGGAAAACAAUUUUAUAUGGAAAAAUCUAUGUAAUUUAUAAUGGUUUUGUUUUAUAUAUUAUAUUUUCAUAUCUUUAGGGCACAUCUACUAUCCUCAUCUUUUUGUAUACCAUACUUAGCAAAAAGAAAUACUAAUACUUGACUAAAAUCUCUAGGAACCAAAUGUGAUACAUGUGAUAUAUAACUUACAGAAAUUGCUCUAAAAAUCUCUGAAUGUCUCAUCCAUCCCAAGCAUUAUUGUGCUGUCAUUAUGUCCAGAAUGAUUUGUCUUGGACGCUUAUGAGCAUUCCUUUUUCACAACUAAGGCUGAAAGACCUGACAUCUCACACAAUGGAGUUCUGGAAUUCCCCUUUCCUCCUUUAUCUGUUUUUAUUGUUUGUUUCAUUUUUAAUUGCACCAGUCUAUGUUGUCUAAACUUUGUUUUGAAGGGCAAAUGUGAGAUAACAAGAAAUCAAUGUGAUGGAAAGACUGGAUGAAUUUAACUAUGGCUAUGUAAAUUAUUUUAAUGGACUGAUAAGAUGUUUCAAGUCUAAUGCUUGGAUCUUUAUUUACUGGUGAUCUAGGAUCUGCUCAGCUCUUUAGCACAUGAAGAAAAUCAGGUACAAAGGACAUUUGCAUGUUUUGAACAGCACGCUCUAAGCCCUGUGCAGCCGACACUAAUUAACUUGACUGUAGAAACACCAAUUCCAGCUGCUGGAAGAAAUGGUUUAGAAAGGCAAACCAGAUACCUUUUAUUCUGCCCUAGGAAAUACAGUGUUGAUCAGUGCUAAAACUCUUCAGUGGCAGUCACUGGUUCUUUUAACUGGGGAUUUCCUUUCAGUGUUUCAUUUGGUACCAAAACGGAGCAUUUACCUUACAUUUCAGAUACCCUGUUUUCUCAGCAUUGUUCAGAUAACUUUCCUUUACCGCUCUUCACAUACCGUUUGGCAUUGAGUAAUUCCAUAAAUGUUUCUAUUCUUGGUUUUUAAACCAAGUUAUUCAUACUCUUAAAAUAUCUACCAAAUCUCAUUGUAUUUUCACAUAUUUUGAGCAUCAAGAUACUGGUCAUUUUAAAAAAUCCUUCAGUAAAUAACACAGUUUAUUUUCCUAAUGACAUUUUUAGGGUUUCUUCAUUGAUCAACCAGGUUCGGGUUACACAAAUCAAUUGUGGGGGAAAAAUCAAAUAAAACAAUUGCUUAUUAUAUUUUCCAAAGGACUGAGCAUUUAUCUUUUAUUCACGAAGAUAUCAUAUGAGGAUGACAAUGAUCUUUAACAGAUUUUUUAGAGAUGGAAUUUAUAAAGAGGCUAAUACUAAGAAUACUACAAUCAAAAUUGAAGUAGAGAAUGUAAAAAUAGAAAGUAAAUAGUUCUAAGAAUAUUCUGGCAUAAAUUGUUUUUAUUUAGCCAAUAAAAUAGCCUCCAAAUGUAUAUCUCAGACACCAUAGAGCUGCUAACAGUGAGAGUCAAGGAAGAUGCUUGCAUUUAGGUUUCGUUUGUUGUAUUUCAGUAGUUCUGGAUGUCCUUUGUUAAAAUUGGAAAAUGGAAAAAUGUCUCAACAGAAAUGUCAAUCUGGUGAUUUUGUGAACUGUAAAAUGUUCACUUUUAAAAAUAAAGAUGUAAACAAAUGACUCAUAUAAGUUGGUAUUACAGUAGCAAAAACAGAAAACCGUGUGAUCCAUCCUGUAUUUUGAUUGAUGCUUUAAUAAAAGGUUUGCACAGCUGUGUGGAA